GUACAUUAGGUAUUUGCUCAUGUGAGUAAAGUCUAACUGCUCUGUCUAUCUAUCUACUGGUGCAGCAGCAAAACAAAUACCGUCCAGUACCUACCGAUCUAAUCACAUCUACCUAGCAACGACGGAACGAAUUAUACACGCACAUGCGACGUGUGCGUCUUGGGUCGGGGCUGUUUGUCUUUUUUUCCCAGCAGGCCACGAUGAAGUCCCUGUUCCUGCGACUGCCACUGCUGCUUCUGCUUCCCGCCACCGCCGUGCACGCGUGCGGAGCUCACGCCGACCACGAGCAGGAAUGGUCCCCCGAGCAGCUGGCUGAGUUGGAGAGGAAGUGGGGAUUUGAAUGGGGAUUCUCCGGCAUAGGCUCGUUUGCCCACCUCAAGCAUGUCAAGUGCCUGACGACGCCGGGCGAGCUGUUCGACAUUGGAAUCAUCGGCGCCCCUUUUGACACGGCGACGAGCUACAGGCCAGGUGCUCGGUUUGGCCCUAGAGCGAUCCGCCAGGCGUCGAGCCGGCAGACGUCGUUCAGGGGCUUCAACCCGCGGGCCAACAUCAACCCGUACCAGAACUGGGCCACCAUCAUCGACUGCGGCGACAUACCCAUCUCGCCCAUGGACAACGCCGUCGCCAUCGCCCAGAUGACGGCCGCCUUCACCGAGCUGGGUCACCGCGGCACCGCGUCGCCGCUGCUGCGCAAGCCCAAGCUCAUCACCCUCGGCGGCGACCACAGCCUGGCCCUGCCCGCGCUAAGGGCGCUGAAGGAGAUCUACGGCAAGCCUCUGCGGGUCUUGCACUUUGACGCCCAUCUCGACACAUGGCACCCGGAAAAGUACCCAUCGGCGUGGCCGUCGGACCAAUCGCACUUCAACCACGGGUCCAUGUUCUGGCUGGCAGGCAACGAGGGCCUACUCGCCAACGCCAGCGCAGGACCAUCAGUGCACGCGGGGCUGCGCACGCGGCUGUCGGGCGACGGGUGGGACGAUUUCGACGACGACACGCGACAGAACUGGGUGCGGCUCAGCGCCGACGACAUUGACGAGAUCGGCACGAGCGGCAUCGUCAAGGCCAUCCUCGAGAGUUUUGCCACUCCCUCCGGAGAAGGAGAGGAGGCUGCGCCCGUGUACCUCUCGGUCGACAUCGACGUUCUAGACCCGGCGUUCGCGCCUGGCACCGGCACGCCCGAGCCCGGCGGCUGGACGACGCGCGAGCUGAUCCGCAUCCUCAGGGGCAUCGAAAGCCUUGACAUUGUCGGCGCUGAUGCCGUCGAGGUCGCCCCCGCGUACCAGGGCGCUGGCGAAGAGACGGCUCUCGCUGCUGCUCAGGUCGUCUACGAGAUUCUUAGCUCUAUGGUCAAGAAGGGCAUGCAAGACAUGGGCAGAACGGUCCGCCCGGGGGAGAGGCACGAUGAGCUGUGAUGUGAUGUGCGUCUCUGGGAUCGUGUAUCGUACAUACGACACCACAUACUGUUUAUUUCGCACCAUAAACGGCUAGAGAGCCUCAGAUCAGGUGGGCAGGUAAGAAUACGUACUUUCAAAGAGCCUCAGACAGUCAGUUUCUGGUUGCUAUUGCUGGCAUGUGAUCCCGCCGAUGAUUCACAGUGUCCAAUUCAAUAUGUAUUCACUCCAGCUCGCACCAGGAUGGAUCUCGUCGCUCGUUGGCCGGUUCAUAUUCAAUAUACACUCGACGCCCGCGCAGCCUGCCUCUACCACCCCCC
Messenger RNA from Lasiosphaeria miniovina, 1711 nucleotides. RefSeq names its product agmatinase. Gene Ontology annotation, molecular function: metal ion binding; agmatinase activity. The record is from RefSeq and is a predicted model, not a curated record. The transcript is spliced from 5 exons. Lineage: Eukaryota; Fungi; Ascomycota; Sordariomycetes; Sordariales; Lasiosphaeriaceae. Bases 144 to 1412 code for a protein of 422 amino acids.